Molecule: messenger RNA, 2108 nt
Organism: Malurus melanocephalus (red-backed fairy wren)
Lineage: Eukaryota; Metazoa; Chordata; Aves; Passeriformes; Maluridae
Gene: NRIP3
Product: nuclear receptor interacting protein 3
Exons: 7
Coding region: 93-842 (249 amino acids)
Biological process (GO): proteolysis
Molecular function (GO): aspartic-type endopeptidase activity
Source: RefSeq, a predicted model, not a curated record
CUCCGGCUAUAAAGCCAGGCGGCAGAGCAUCCCCCCGCCUCAGCUCCCCGAGAGGCGCAUUUGCGAGGAGCGAGCCUCACACGGCCGGAGAGAUGUUUUAUUCGGGCAUCCUGACGGAGCCGAGUCGGAAAGAAGUGGAAAUAAGGGAAGCGGCGUCUCUCCGCCAGCAGAGGAGGAUGAAGCAGGCGGUUCAGUUUAUUCACAAGGAUUCUGCAGAUCUGCUCCCUCUGGAUGGGCUGAAGAAGCUGGGCUCUUCCAAAGAUACUCAACCACACAAUAUCCUGCAGAAGCGCCUGAUGGAGACAAACUUAUCCAAGCUGCGAGGCAGCCGAGGCAGCUGGUCCCCCAAGGAGGAUCUCUCAUCACAGAUCAACAAGCUGAACCAAGCCAAACUGGACAGCUCAGGGAAAAAGGAGGAUGAAGAGCUCAUAGUGGUGAGCUGCCAGUGUGCAGGGAAGGAGCUGAAGGCUGUGGUGGACACGGGCUCACAGCACAACCUCAUGUCGUCUGCCUGCCUGGACAGGCUAGGCUUAAAGGAGCUUCUCAAGGCACUCCCUGUCGAAGAUGAGACGAUUUCGUUGCCAAACCAGGUGAAAGCCAUUGGCCAGAUCGAGUGUCUCUCCCUGACAGUGGGAGCAGUCCCCGUGGAGUGCGUUGCCCUCGUCGUGGAAGACAAUGAGAAAUCCUUCUCCUUUGGGCUGCAGACACUGAAGUCUCUGAAGUGUGUCAUAAACAUGGAGAAGCAUCACCUUGUUCUGGGACAGACGGACAGGGAAGAAAUCCCAUUUGUGGGCAUUGACAAUGCUGAGGCAGAAGAACAUUUCAGCAGUUUGGAGGCAUAAAGAGAAAUUGAAACACCAUCCCCACACAAGAGCUUGAUAUCAAAGAAAUCCUGUGCAGCUGUUCCAGAUGAAACAGCAACGUGCUGCUUUGAAAACAUUUAUACUAGGCUACAGCUUGAGUAGAGCUAAAUGAAAUCCUGUUCGUAGCCAGUAAUUUAGAGAUACUGUCAUGUUUAUCUAUGGGUUUUGAGAAACAAAAGUGUGCUUAUUUUCUGGACUUUUCUAUAUAGUGUCCUCUUUAUUACAAACAGUUGGAAAAACCUUAUGAAUUUCUUCUGAUGAGAAAAAUACUUUUUAUAGUGGCCUCAUAUGAGUAAUUGUAUUUAGCUGUGAUUAGAGGCUAUCAAAAUGAGAUUUUUAUUAAUAAUUUUUCCAGGGGCUAAGCAUUUAUAUUCACUUAAUUGAUAUCACCACAUUCAAAUGGCCAUUACCAGGAAGUUCUCAGAGUAAAAUAACAAUGUUAAUACCGCCUAGGAAUUAUAGCUCAUCCUGUUAGCAUAGUAUUGUUGCCAUGUAAUUAGGGAUGCAACUGCUGCCUUGAUGAGAAAGAGCAAUUGCAGAAUUAUUAAUGGGUUAUGGACUUAUCUGCAGUGGCUCAGCAGAAGCACAGGAACAGGGUUUGGGAGGGCUCCCAGGGGAUCUCUCGCAGCUCCCAGCUCGCUGUGGGGUUGGCACCAGAAACCCUCUGAGGGAUCCUCUGGGCAAGUCUUGGCUGCCUUCCUACAGGGGUAGUCAAGUAAAUCAAUCAUUUCACUGGGCCAAAAAGAAACAAAAAACCACAAAAGCACGUUGUCUGGAUGGCAGUAGAUAGAAUGCCCUUGGUUCCCCUGCCACCAGGACCUGUGCCUACCCCUGCCCACCCAGCACCCAGCCUGAAGCACCUGGACUAUAGCUGGUGCAGGUUAUUGACUCCAGCUGCACCUCCGUGCUGCUGCCAGAAAUGCCAUAUUUUUUUUAUAUCUGUCUAUGAAUUGCCUGGGUUCUUAAGUACAACACUUGAUUGCCCUCAGGGAAGCUGGAAGUUUUUGCCAGGACAAGSAUUCAUUUGGUGGCACUAUCCUGGAGCAGCAGGGCUGCUGUUUCCUGUAUUGCCUGGGGGAGCCUGGCUUUGCACAAACACAGCUUUUUAUGUUUUCAAAACCUGAUGGGAAUUAAUCACUGCCAUCUGCUGAAGAAGCAUCUUUAAAAUUCAGAAUAAUAUCCUUGUGAUGUUGUGCAUCCUCUGAUGGCCAGUCCUGUGCAGCUGGAUCCUUAAGGGAUCCUUAA